Molecule: messenger RNA, 4231 nt
Organism: Nannospalax galili (Upper Galilee mountains blind mole rat)
Lineage: Eukaryota; Metazoa; Chordata; Mammalia; Rodentia; Spalacidae
Gene: Gns
Product: glucosamine (N-acetyl)-6-sulfatase
Exons: 14
Coding region: 151-1818 (555 amino acids)
Biological process (GO): glycosaminoglycan metabolic process
Molecular function (GO): glycosaminoglycan binding; N-acetylglucosamine-6-sulfatase activity
Source: RefSeq, a predicted model, not a curated record
UCCUGGCUCACGUGAUCCCGGCCGGGGAGGAAACGCCUGACCCCGGUGCUCGGCUCCCAGCGUCCUGUCUGCCCGCAGCUCCCCGCCAGCAGCUUCCCGGCCCACGGCCCUAAGUCCCGUCGGGUCCCUCAGCGUGGGCCUCCUCGCAGAAUGCCGCCCGCCAUGCGGUUUCUGCCCGCGGCCCCGGGUGGGCCCCGGCCCGGCCGCCACCUGCUCGCGCGAAUACCUGCCCUACUACUGCCGCUGCUGCUGAGCGGCUGCCUGGGGCUGGCGGGGGUAGCGGCCGCGGCCCGCAGGCCCAGUGUGGUGCUGCUGCUCACCGACGACCAGGACGAAGUGCUUGGCGGCAUGACACCACUGAAGAAGACCAAGACCCUCAUUGGAGAGAUGGGGAUCACUUUCUCCAGCGCUUAUGUGCCAAGUGCUCUUUGCUGCCCCAGCAGAGCCAGCAUCCUGACUGGGAAGUACCCACACAACCAUCACGUUGUUAACAACACUCUGGAGGGAAACUGCAGUAGCAGGUCUUGGCAGAAGAUCCAAGAGCCAAACACUUUCCCAGCCAUCCUCAGAUCAUUGUGUGGUUAUCAAACCUUUUUUGCUGGGAAGUAUUUAAAUGAGUAUGGAGCCCCAGAUGCAGGUGGACUGGAGCAUGUCCCCUUGGGCUGGAGUUAUUGGUAUGCCCUGGAAAAGAAUUCUAAAUACUAUAACUACACUCUUUCUAUCAAUGGGAAGGCUCGAAAGCAUGGUGAGAACUACAGUGUGGACUACCUGACAGAUGUGCUGGCUAAUGUCUCCCUGGACUUCCUGGACUACAAGUCUAACUCUGAGCCGUUCUUCAUGAUGAUCUCCACUCCAGCGCCCCAUUCACCAUGGACCGCUGCACCUCAGUACCAGAAGACCUUCCAGAAUGUCUUUGCACCAAGAAACAAGAACUUCAACAUCCAUGGAACGAACAAGCACUGGUUAAUUAGACAAGCCAAGACUCCAAUGACUAAUUCUUCAAUACAGUUUCUAGAUAAUGCAUUUAGAAGAAGGUGGCAAACUCUACUCUCGGUGGAUGAUCUUGUGGAGAAGCUGGUGAAGAGGUUAGACUUCACUGGGGAGCUUGACAACACAUACAUCUUUUAUACCUCAGACAAUGGCUACCACACAGGGCAGUUUUCUUUGCCAAUAGACAAAAGACAGCUGUAUGAGUUUGAUAUCAAAGUUCCACUAUUGGUUCGAGGACCUGGGAUCAAACCAAACCAGACAAGCAAGAUGCUCGUCUCCAACAUUGACUUGGGUCCUACUAUUUUGGACAUUGCUGGCUAUGACCUGAAUAAGACACAGAUGGAUGGCAUGUCCUUACUGCCCAUUCUGAAAGGGGCAAGUAACUUCACAUGGCGAUCAGAUGUCCUGGUGGAGUACCAGGGAGAAGGCCGCAAUGUCACAGACCCAACCUGCCCUUCGCUGAGCCCUGGAGUGUCGCAAUGUUUCCCAGACUGUGUGUGUGAAGAUGCUUAUAACAACACCUAUGCUUGUGUGAGGACAUUGUCAUCACUGUGGAAUUUACAGUACUGUGAGUUUGAUGACCAGGAGGUGUUUGUAGAAGUCUAUAACAUGACUGCAGACCCAGACCAAAUCACCAACAUUGCUAAAAGUAUAGACCCAGAGCUUUUAGGAAAAAUGAACUAUCGGUUGAUGAUGUUGCAGUCCUGUUCUGGGCCAUCCUGUCGGACUCCAGGGGUUUUUGACCCCGGAUAUAGGUUUGACCUGCGUCUCAUGUUCAGCAAUCACGGCAGCAUCAGGACACGAAGAUUCUCAAAGCAUCCUCUGUAGUGACUUGCCCAGCCUCUGCAGUUGGAUCUCUGCACGCCUCUUUCUGAUGAAGUGAUUGUAGUAGGUGUCUGUAGCUGAUUGAGACCAUGCCUGGAAGGGCCCUGGACUGGCUUUAAGUCCUGUUUAAAAAGCAACCCAGUCAGCUGACUUCUCAUACGUGUUCAACUGUGAAUCUGCCCCUGUGUCAGGAAUGGCUGACCCUGGUCUCUUCCCUCAGAUGACAAUGAACACUCCUGAGGUGUUUGUCCUCACCGUGUCCCUUCAUCCUAAGGGGCCACAGUGUGGUCCAAGUCUGAAUUUGUAAACCCUUUCAAGUAAAUGGCAAUACUUUCAGGCAGAAAGAAGAAGAAAACCUUUUGGUACAUAGCUAAACCUAAAAUCCAAAGCCCUGUACAGCAUUUCAGACUGAACCCCUCACCAUCAAAAAUAUCACAUGCCAUGAGUAACCAUCACAGCUGAAUUAUCUGAUUAAAACAAGAGCCACUGUUUUUAGAAAAGUAAAGAAAUAUUGUUUAGAAUAUCCAUCACAGUGUGGCAGAUUUGGAACAUGUCACCCAAGCUCUGCUUGAUUUCUGCAGAAUCUUGGGCUGCCGCUGCACCGAAAGAGCAGCAAGCUGUGGUGAAGGCAAAUUCUCAGCCCUGAAGGUAAAAGGUAACAGCCGUCUGCUGUCCAGUGGUUGCCAACUACAGGGAGUACUGGGCAACACUAGCAGCGGGGGGCAUGGCCUCCAAGGGGUGGGGAAGGCUGUUUCAGGUAGAGAGGGCUCUUGGGUUGGCACAUUGAAGGGCUGCACCAGAAUGAAGGAAGUGCCUGUCCCUGAGGGAGCCUGUGUAUCAGUGCCAUGAACGAAGUUGUUCUGACUGGCUGCCAUUAGCUGCUAGUCUCUUCAUUUGUUUUAUGGUAUCACAGUGUCUUACAGUUAGUAUGAAGUACCUGCCAGCCACUGUAUCCCACUGUCUUCCUACCUUCACAUAAGUUUUUGAGUUUUCAGAGUCUUGAAUAGGGCUCCAGUUAGUGUUCCCCUAGCAAAGUCAGAACUGCCUAAAAUGUCCACAUUCUUACGUUCUUUAGCGUGAAGACCAACUCUACUUUCUAACAUUUCCACAAAAAGACUGAUUGGUGGUGGGACAGCAGGGGAGAAGGAAGAGCUAUGGUUUUAACCUGUUCAACUCAGGCAAUAAGUGAUUUUAGCUUUACAAGUACUUCUGUCCAGCUUUAAGCACUUUGUAAGACAUAGUCAUAAGUCACUUUCAGAAUUCCAGACAGCCAUGUUGGGUUAAUAGCCAUUGUGUUUAUUCCUUUACCUCCUGUGACACCAGCAAUUAUAGAUAUCCAGAGAAGAGGCAAUGAAAUGGGCACCUGUGCUUUAGAAGAAAAAGUGUAAAAAAAAAAAUUAAAAGCAAAUUACAAAGUUGAAUAUGGCUAGAGGCUUUAUUCUCCACAUUGAUUCUAAAUAUUGUCAGUCAACUUCAACAUUAGUGAAAGCUGACCAGAGUUGUUCACAAAUAAAUUGAAACCAACUCAUAUCAGGUCUUGGACCUAUUCAGUUUUAUGAUGCUACUGCUGAAAGCAGGUGAUGUCAGAAGAGUGACACAGGUCAACUGCCACUAGUGUCUCAACCUCAUCCUCAUGUUCAGCUGACAUGUUUGGGUGGUGGAAUGUGGUAAGGGCAUGACUGUACCUCUUAGUUAUGGUACCUUUCCUAAUAUUUGAGGAGACCUUGGUUUACAUCCUAACAGACUAUGAAACAGUUUCUUGACUGUACACAGGACCCAUUGAAGGAGGCUGGUCCUGUUCUUUGUUUAAUUGUGCUGAUUUGGAUUUUGAUUCUUUACCUUUGAAGGAGGUUAGGUCUAUGUUUUUUUGGUGACCUUCAGCAUAGAGGACCAUAAAACCAACUUGGAAUGAGGGAUUUUGCCUUAAAAGAUUUCCUGUUUUAAAGCUCUUCCUCGAAUACAAUUUCAAAAUAGGGAACACAUUUUUAGCAUCUUUGAAUCUCACAAAUGGUGCUGUUGCAAACAUCUUUUGAAUUGGCAACACUAGAGUUUCUGUAUAAAACAGUAAGGUGUAAUCUUCAUAGCUAUCCUUAAUCUGUGAGAAAUAGUCUUAAAUUUAGGAGUAUCUAAGGACUAGCGCUUUUUUUAAUGAAAGAGAAGGUGGCCCAGGAUCCUUCAGAGAAAGCAAAAGGUAUCUUAAAUCAUCCACCAGUGGGAUUAGGUAGGUAUAUUUUGGGUUCUUUAACUUACCACUUCAUGUCAAUGGAUUUUGUAAAUUCUUUUGUUAGCAUUACUUGUUGUAGAUGUUAUUCUGCCCUGGCUCUGUGUCAUCUCAGUCAUUCACUUAGAAAGUGCCCUUCAACGGACCCUGUUCACUGCUGCACUUUUCAAUGAAUUAAAAUUUAUUUCUGUUCUA